AUGUUGACGCAUUGCCAUGAACUGUUCAAGCCAGUCUCCAUCAUGAUUCUAGUUAACUUGGCUUUGGCUUUUGUCAAUUUGCUUCUGAAGAAGGUUCUUAAUGAAGGAACGGAUUACAUGUCCAUUAUAACUUAUCGACAGGCAAUUUCGUUUAUCUUCAUGGCACCUAUUGCCUUCAUCUAUGAAAGGAAACACAAAGUGGAAGUUCGCAUAAUAUUUCUCCUUUUCCUCAGUGCCCUACUCGGAGUAACAGUUCCACAAAACCUAUUCCUUCUCGGACUUGAAUAUACUUCAGCUACGUUCUCGUGUGCGUUCCUCAACAUGGUGCCUGUAUUUACGUUCAUUAUGGCAGUGCCAUUUGGGAUAGAGAAGGUGAAUGUGCAAAGCAAGGGAGGCAAAGCUAAAGUCAUGGGAACUUUUGUGUGCAUUGGUGGAGCCUUGUUGUUGGUCCUUUAUAAAGGAAUGCCCCUUAUCAAGCCACAAUCUCAAUACAUAGCUGACAAAGUUACAAGUGUACCUUCAACUGCCAAGUUAGAGACGUGGAUUAUAGGUUCCAUAAUUCUGACUGUAAGCUGCCUCCUGUGGUCUUCAUGGUUCAUCAUACAAGCAAAGAUUAGCAAAAAAUAUCCAUGUCAAUACUCUUGCACAGCUAUUUUGUCACUCUUCGCUGCCAUUCAAUCAGCAAUAUUAACUCUGAUCAUCAAGAGAAAUAAUGCUUCGUGGAUUCUCAAAGGAAAGCUAGAAAUAAUAAGUAUUAUAUAUGCUGGAUUGGUAGGGUCGGGCUUGUGCUAUGUGGCAAUGUCAUGGUGUGUCAAACAAAGUGGUCCAGUUUUCACCGCCGCUUUUACCCCCCUUAUACAGAUAUUUGUGGCCAUCCUUGAUUUCUCUGUACUAAAGGAGGAAAUUUAUCUGGGAAGUGUUGCAGGAUCUGCGUUGGUCAUUGCUGGUAUGUAUAUUCUUCUGUGGGGAAAAAGCAAAGAGCAAGGACAAGAUGUUCAGAAGGAUACGCAAACAAAUCAAGAUGUAGAACGUCAAUAGCAAUGUCAUCAAUGACAAUGAAUAACUUGAUGCUAAUGUGUCCUCUAAUCUCCGCGGGACACGAGUUC
This is a messenger RNA of Vigna umbellata (rice bean), 1106 nucleotides long. RefSeq names its product WAT1-related protein At3g30340-like. The record is from RefSeq and is a predicted model, not a curated record. Gene Ontology annotation, cellular component: membrane. Lineage: Eukaryota; Viridiplantae; Streptophyta; Magnoliopsida; Fabales; Fabaceae. Gene Ontology annotation, molecular function: transmembrane transporter activity.